GUAAAAUUUGUCCCCGCGAGGGCAGCGUGCAGCAUUCUGUAACGUCACGGCAGGGAGGAGAACACCCAGUGUUGCAUCCUCAGCUGUGGUCAGAGAGAGAUGGAUUGCGGGGACACAGGAGUCUGACCUUGCAAUGUGGCGCAGGGCAUGGCGAGCCUGGCUAUAUAAUGGAGAGUUUCUGAAGCAGCGUCAGUCCUCUCCGACACUCGCCUCCACCACUACCAAGAUGAACGGUCUCCUCGCCAGCGCCCUCCUCGUGGCCUCCACCCUAGUCGCCGUCACCGACUCCUUCAUCGUAAUCACGGGCGUCACAGUGGGUGCAGCAGGUCUUGCUGCCGGAGCUCUUGCCGUGGGCGGCCUGGCCCUUGGGGCAAAGUUGCUUGCCCUUAAGGCCAAGCGCCGUGGCAAGCGCCAGGCUCCCGAGUGCGUUUCCUUCGACAACCCUGAAAUGUACUUCGCUCUGGCCGCCAACGGAGACUUCCUGGACUGCGGGCGCCGCUUCGUGUGUGAGCUGGAGGCCACGCAGGAGGAGAACCUGGCCAGCGAGGAGCUGCUCAUCCGUAACCUGUUCGGACGAGGCUUCAUCUCCGUCAACGGCAGCGCCGGCAACUACUACGCCGAGGCCGCAGGAAUUGGGGCUACCGGCGGUGUGGGCGCCUGUAUUGACACCUUCUCCAAGUGCCCCUACGACCGCAAGACUCUCUUCCUGGCGUUCCAGGAGGCGCAGACAACCCAGUGAGGCUCUCUCUUCUAUAGACCUCCAAGUGUCUAAAGAAAACUCCGGUGAUGGGUUGCACGUAGACCCCGAGGACUGGUAGUGCGGCAGCCUGGCCGGGGACACCUUGCUCAACACACACACACACACACACACACACACACACACACACACACACACACACUUUCUCUCUCUCUCUCUCUCUCUCUCUCUCUCUCUCUCUCUCUCUCUCUCUCUCUCUCUCUCUCUCUCUCUCUCUCUCUCUCUGUUCUGCUAUAUCCCUUAAUACAAAGGGAGAAGAGCAGUUUGGAUCAACACGACCAUUACAACAAUCCUUCCCACGCUUUACUACCUUCACACAAAAGAGCAGAGAUUCAGUUCUUUCUUUAGCAAAAAUAAAAAGAAAAGUAAUUAAAAAA
Molecule: messenger RNA, 1134 nt
Organism: Scylla paramamosain (green mud crab)
Lineage: Eukaryota; Metazoa; Arthropoda; Malacostraca; Decapoda; Portunidae
Exons: 3
Coding region: 134-739 (201 amino acids)
Source: RefSeq, a predicted model, not a curated record